Penicillium atrosanguineum is the source of this 1470-nucleotide messenger RNA. RefSeq lists its product as uncharacterized. The record is from RefSeq and is a predicted model, not a curated record. The coding region runs from base 1 to 1470 and encodes 489 amino acids. The transcript has a single exon. Lineage: Eukaryota; Fungi; Ascomycota; Eurotiomycetes; Eurotiales; Aspergillaceae.
AUGGCUAAACAAGAUGUCUACAACAUUCAUCCCUCUGGAUGGGAAGGGGACCCCGCGGAAGAACGAUUCAAAGUAUCGACCUUGGACUACCUAACGGUCUGUACCUACAAUAAUUACGCGUUAUUUUUUAGGCUCAAAGAUGCCGAAAAGAGCCGCGCCGUGGAAAUCUUGAUAGCCGGACUUGAACGGACUUUGAGUCAAGCAAGACACCUUUGCGGCACCAUCGAAAAGGACCCUGCCGGUGGACAUUCCUUUGUCAAAAAGAAAGACAGCACAGUCCGGCUCUUCGUACAGUGGCUGGAUUCUCCCGCUGUCAGGGAGGACUAUCCAUCCUUCGAUGAGAUUCACGAUGGCGAUUACCGCACCUCACUUCUGGGCGACAUUCAGCGCUGGAGUGUGCCUCCGAUGACAUAUGGGGAGAAACCAGAAGCUCACCCGGACAACAGCCCAGUCGUGGCUUCAUACAAGGCCAAUUUCAUUCAAGGCGGUCUGGUCUUCAUUAUGCAUAGUCAUCAUUAUUCUAAUGAUGUUAUGGGAUGGGCUGGUCUCACCCAUCAGCUCGCCGAGAAUUGCUAUGCGAUUGCCAACAAGACACCAUUCCCAACCUGGGAUCCCGCAUGCAUGGACCUUUCUCGUUUGACGAAGCCUGAAAUGCCUAAUGAAGUGAAGGUAGAUGGCCCACUAGCACCGAGUCGUCAUCCGGGUCAUAUCCCAUCCGAAACACUAUUAUUUCACCUACCUAAGAGUAAAUCCGCAGAGCUGAAGAUUCAUGCUUCACCAUCAGAUGGAACCUGGAUCUCUACCUACGAUGCUUUCUCGGCAUUUAUUUGGCGGACUCUUUCACGUCUGCGAGCCCCGGUUUUCCAACCAGACCUCUCGGCACCGCUCUUUUGGGUUGAGGCCGUUGACAUGCGUCGCCGUCUCCACAGUCCCAAGGUUGCACCCCGGCUCCAGCACAACGUCAUGGCUGGAGCCCUGUCUUCUACUGCGCCGGCGAUUACGCCGACAGCCGCAGAAGUCAUAUCUGGGUGGCCACUGUCAAAGUUAGCCUCGUACAUCCGUCAGUUGACCGACAGUGUCACCCAAGAGGCAUUGGACCAAACACUAGAUAUGGUUUCUAUUGUUCGCGAUAAAACAGCCUUAAAUAUGCGGAUUGAUUCUUAUCCGCCCAUGUCGAUUCUUCAGACGGACCACCGCGAUGCAAAUGUUACCAGUGCCAAUUUUGGCUUUGGCACUCCAACUACGUAUCGUCAUUUGCUUGAUUGUAUGACCCCAGGGGUAUUUAUUAUUUACCCACCACGCGAUAAGGCUCCUGAAUCAAACGAAGGGCCAGAAUUCUCGAUUACUUAUGAAAAGGGCUUAAAGCAGGCUUUGAUUGAAGAUCCGAAUUGGAACCAAUAUUUUGAAUACCGGGGUGUGGACGCUGUUGAGGCGUGCGAGAGAAGAUCAUUUGCACCUGAAGAGUCGUAA